UGGCAGACCUCAAGGCUGUUUCGAGUUUCGACGUUCUUUACAUACAUAGUAGUAAGGGUGGAAUCCUAGAAUCAAAACCUAUCCGUCGUCACUUAUCUGUCACCGAGCGGUUUCGUCGGGAAUUCUUUUCUUCUAACUACCGUAAUACAAGUCGUCAAAUAACUAUACCGGCGACCCCCGAUUUUAUUUAUUUAUUUAUUUUAGUUCCAAGGCUCCAUAUUCUAGGCUCUCUACCAUCCAUACCUAUCUUACGUACUAAUCCUUACCUCUAUCUAUGUACCUCUAUAGCUACCUAUUAUUGUCUUAUUAGUUAAACUGUUUGCUCGGCUACCAACUUUUGCAUCAUCGUAGUACGAAAACCCCACGGCAAACAUAAGUCUCAGCAUACCCAAACCGCACGACUGAGGAGGGAUUCGGCGUGCCGGGAACACCUAUUAAUAAGUAGAUGAGUGAUCAGGUUCAUACGCUUUUCGAUUCCAAUCGCUCCGGACGAGAGACAUCACCACCACCAUGGCCUCAGUCGCAUCCGCCUCCCCGUCUUCUAAGCACAGCUUUCCCCACAUGGAAUCUGGCGAUGAAUCCGACGGCUCGUGGCAGCGUGUAGAGUCUUACUCGGCCUCUGUUGGUUUUAUGCCCAGUCCCUCUAGCUCCAGUAUGCAAAGCUGGGGGGUCAUUGGGAUGAAUCCCAACCAGAUCCAACAAGCUUCACCCGUUGCCAUGUCCCCUCUCCAACUAGAACAACUAGAACACGACCAUUCCCGUGCGGUGCCUUCUAGUUCCUUCCCCGAUCAUGCGACGGAUGUUUCUGUAAUGGCGACCGCCGGCAUGCAAAGCCAAUUGCUGUCCAACUUUGGUGACCAGCAGCAGUUCAUGGCCGGUGAGCAGGACUUGAUGUUUAACGAACCAUUUACGAAUAUAGAUAUGGCCCAAUAUUACUCUACAUUCCCGGGUAACAUGACUGCCAACAUGGCCGGGAUAGGUGGUUUCGAGAUGCCGACUCAGACGGCUGAGCUCAACAUCCCGCCUCGGUUCCAGAACGACAAUAACGUUCCUCCGUGGGCGCCUACAAACCUGAAGAAUGAAGGGUUCUCGCCGCUGCCAGGUGACGAGGUCAUCAGCAUAACGUCCCAGUCCCCGGAGCAGCGAUCUCCAACGCAUAGCUCCCUCCAGUCGAGCCCGAGAUCUCCGUUCGUCAAGGCGGAGCCCAGUAAGGGCGCAAGCCCUAUACGCAAAGUCAGGAGUGGCUACAAGGUCGAGAAGAGGAAGGCGGAGGCGUCGAGCAAAUUUGUUAUCAUGACGCCGAACCUCAUCCACCAACAGUCGGGGAAGCCGAACCCUUUCGAAUGCUUCGAGGCUAUGCGAACUACUCAGCGAGGUAGGAAGGGACCGUUAGCGCAUGAGACCAAGGAGAGCGCCCUGCAGGUUCGGAGAUUGGGGGCUUGUUUCUGCUGUCACAGCCGCAAAGUGAAGUGCGACAAAGAGCGGCCAUGUAAGAACUGCAAGAAGCUCACAGCACAAGUUCCACAAAUAAUGUGCUGGCAGUUCGGGGACUUUCUCCCCGUGCUAUUCCCAGAGUUCAUGCGAACGCACUUCAAAAAGGACCAGAUAGCAAGCUUCAUCAGCGAGAACGUUGAAAGCUUCAAGCCCAACAACGCCGAAGUCACAUGUUCCGUCGAGCUCUUUUCCGGCUCCAAAUUUGGUUCUACGCUCACCAUUCCCGCCAGCUUCUUCACCCCUAAAUCCGCCGAGAUCCUUCAACAUUGGCACGUGAACAUGGGUGUCAACCAGAUGGAUCUACAAUCGAGGGGUGCCGCCCCGAUCGGUAUCGACCCGGAUAACUCGACGCAGAGGGAGGAGCUGAAGAGACGGGCUCGCGAGUACAUCCAGAACCUCACAUCCGAGCCCAUGUACGCUCAGCAGGUAACGGACGCCAUCCGGACAACCCAAGUACCGCGGAAGGUCUUGUCGAUUGUGCAGCGCUUCGCGCAACGUUCCGAGUCUUCGCAGGUGGCGAUGGUGAAACGCGCACUGAGCAUCUACGUCACGCACUACGUGCUCACACGGCAGCUCUGCCUCACCGAGGCCACGAUCGUCAGCCUGCGAGACACGAACAUGGUGCCGCGAGGCAACCCGUGGCUGACGUCGCGGGUGCUGAACCGGCAGGUGAAGGCGGUCCUCGACGAGAUGCUGCUAAAGGAGAUGCAGGCGCUCUUCGACGGGUUUUCCAAGUCGCUGAAGCCGAAGCUCCGGCGCGAGUGGGCGCCGUGCCUGGCCGCGUUUUUAGUCUUGUGCCUGUUCAUGGAGACGGUGGAGACGGCCGCCGACACGUUCGUCAUCUCGCAGAACGAGAUCGCGAUCCGCAACCGCUCCAAGCCCGAGUACCGCCGCGACUUCGCGCUCACCCUGUGUCGUGAUAUUGAUAACCUCCCCUUCAAGCAGUUCGCCUACCAGUUCCACCAGGUCUACCAGACCCAUACCCGGGACACCGGCGCCAAGGCCUUCAACCCCCUCGCCGACGCCAACUUUGCGCAGAUGGACGAGCUAGACGGCCCGGCCGCCGAGAUGGUGGCCUCGCUGAAGGAGUUGCUCCAGGGCGACGGAUGGGCCGAGCUCGACUUCCUCGUCGCGGACCCCAUCCUGCCUAACCACGAGGGGCACCCGUUCCCGCGCGACGUGUCGCUGAACUACACGGGCCGCCUGGUAGCGCGGUUUCUGCUGUCUUUUACGGACGAGAGGUACCUCUUCGACGGCCAAUAUUAAAAGUCAGGGGUUACCUAGCUGCUGUCUUGCCUUGUAUGCUUCUGUGUAUAUAUAUUCGCUGGCGAGUUUGUUGGUUGGUUGUACGAUUUGGAACCGGAGCAACGGGAUGGUUUGGGGAAUCGUGCGGUGCGUGUAGAGGGAUACCCUGGGACGACGACGCUAUGUAUGAGAAAAUAUAGAUUUAUGUGUGUGAGCAAUGAAAUAAUGCGAUGUUAUUAUGAUGUUUCGGCCGUGUCAUUAUUAUUAUCUUUAUUUUAUAGGAGCAUAUUACCUACUCUAGAAUUACA
Messenger RNA from Daldinia vernicosa, 3047 nucleotides. RefSeq lists its product as uncharacterized. The transcript has 5 exons. Lineage: Eukaryota; Fungi; Ascomycota; Sordariomycetes; Xylariales; Hypoxylaceae. Gene Ontology annotation, biological process: regulation of DNA-templated transcription. Gene Ontology annotation, molecular function: DNA-binding transcription factor activity, RNA polymerase II-specific; zinc ion binding. Bases 511 to 2760 code for a protein of 749 amino acids. The record is from RefSeq and is a predicted model, not a curated record.